Messenger RNA from Lagopus muta (rock ptarmigan), 6183 nucleotides. It is a transcript of the gene SBK1, whose product is annotated as SH3 domain binding kinase 1. The transcript has 4 exons. Gene Ontology annotation, biological process: peptidyl-serine phosphorylation; peptidyl-threonine phosphorylation. Gene Ontology annotation, molecular function: ATP binding; protein serine/threonine kinase activity. NCBI's taxonomy places the organism in Eukaryota, Metazoa, Chordata, Aves, Galliformes, Phasianidae. The coding region runs from base 3725 to 5143 and encodes 472 amino acids. The record is from RefSeq and is a predicted model, not a curated record.
AGCCACCCGCUUUGCUGCCACCGCUCUCGGGGUCCCGCAGCCCGCGCCCCGCAGGGCGGACCCCGCCCGGUGCCGCCGCCACCUGCACCGCAUCCCCUCCCGGCGCUGCCCUGCGGCUGCGGGGCCGAACUCGGGGCCGGGCUCCGGAACGGUGUGGGUAACGGAGUUCGGUCGGAGGAGCGAGGCCGGAGCCGGGGGGCGAUGGGUUCCGCCCGUUGGCACGCCGGGGACGCGCCGAGGACACGAGGGAGAACGGGGUUAUUGGGAAUACGGAGCGAUGCGGCGGUGCAGGGCGGUUGGAUGUGGGGAGAGGACGCGGAUGGGGGCACCGAGAGCCCGGUGUCCCCGUCCGUCCCACAGCUGUCCCCGUCUUGCCCCGUCCCAUCGUGCCGCUGUGCAGGGCUGGGGGCUCCGGGGGAAUCACAGCCUUGACGCCGUGAGCCGCCAGCCCUGCACUCGUCCCAGCCCUGCAGCCCAGGUGAGGUCCCUUCUCUGGGCUCUGCACGGUGCACCCGCUCGGUGGGGCUCAUGUGGGGCACCAGGAGCCCCAGAGCUGCUUUUGCAGCAAGGUGACAGCCCCACUGCCCUCCUGGGGUGUAAAGGAAUCCGCUGGGUAGAAGAGUUUUGGGAGGGCGGUGAAACCAAUGGUGAAGGAAUCACAAAGCCCUGGUGCCGGUGGUGGGGCUGGGAGAAAGCAGGAGGAGCCGGAGGUUGGGAGAGUGCAGGUCCUGCUGGAGACAAGGGCAGGGAACGCAGCACAAGAGCCUCAGAGGAGCAGCGUGGAGUCACCGGGGCUGGAGGAACGCAUGGUGGGACGGGACAGGGCAGGAGAUGGCUCCUUAUGCAGGGGAUGCUGCUGCUGGGACGGCUGUGCUGGGACAAAGGCCUCUCCCGUGAGCCGGGAUCCCGCACUCUCCUGCUCCAUCAGCUCAUCUGGAGCUGAUCCUGGUUUCAGGGCUGCUGCUGGGCAUGGAGCCGGAAUGGGAAACUCCAGAUCCCUGGGAACAGGGUGACAUUGCUCAGGGAAGUGUCACACAGCAGGAAGCCACUGUGGCUUCGUGGAGAUCUGGGCAGUGUGGUGUGAGGCUGAAGGCCAGCGGCAAGCCAGCGCUUCCCAAUGCUUUCCAAAAUGCUGCAGGCCACUGCUGUGCAGGGUCAGGAGCCCUACCAUGGAGAACAAGGGGACAAGGCACCACGGCCCACCUAUCAUCUAGCUGUGGGUUGUUCCUUGUUCCUCCUGGCUUGUGGGACGUGGGGCAGCUCCCAAGGUGCCAUCUCCCUGCACACAUUUGCUGCUGUAGCACUGCUUGUGCCAGUGUUCCCGUGUCACUUGGCUCUCCCCAGCUGCUGCCCUUGGCCAGCAUCUGGUCCAGGUGAAGGGCACAGCCGUGUGGCACAGGGUCUGCGAGUCCUGCACGACAGCACAGAGAAAAUGAGGGACCGGAGUGAGGACAUCAGCUGGGCCCUGUUUUUUUCCCCUGCUCUGGUCACCUUCUGGCUUCGCCCCGUGGCUCUCACCCUGCUACACCACCGAGCCCAGCACACGCACCCCAAGCAUCCCCACGCCGCCAUCGGCCUCAUUAGGCAGAGGUGCCCUUGUGACGUCCCUGGACUCCAGCAAUGCCCCGGUGCCCCAGGGAAGGCAGCUAAUAAUGCAGCUCUGCUGCGCUGCUCCCCACGGCACCGAGGAGCCGCGAGGCGCUGCGAUGUUCCCGUAAUGGGGUCACACGAGAGCGGAGCCGGGAGGCGGCAGAGCUGCCGAUGGAGCGGGGCACGGAGAGCCUGCGGCUCGGCCUCGGCUGCAGCCAGCCGCGGUUUGAGCAUCGCCAGGGCGGCGCGGGACGCGGGGACGUCGCCAGGUGGGACGGUUGCAGCGGGGCUGCGCCGGGCACAGGUGAGAUCUGCUUCUGUCCCUUCGCUUCCGCGUGAGCGCAGAGCUGCGGGGUGAGGAUCCAGAUGUGCGGUGGGAAUUGUCCCCCAGCCCUCCCAGACGCGUCCUGCCGAGCGACGUCUCCGGCAAAGUCACCGUGCGGAGCGCUGGGCUGGCCGCCAGCUCUUCUGCAGCAUCCUUCCCCGCAGGCCGGGCUCCAGGAGGCGCCGCACCGGCCGCAGGCUCCUCGUGGGAUGCGGGGUGGCAGGAGGGGACCCCGUCCUACCCCAGCUGCCGGAUGCUCCCCGUGUCACCGCGCCUUGCCGGGCAGCGAGAGCUGCUGCUGACGCUCGGUGCUGGAGGGCCCCGUUCCGUGCUCGGCGCAGAGGCAGAACCGGGACGCCCGGGGCUGGUCGUGGCCCCGCACAUUGUGCGGCCGCAGGAAGUCGCUUCCUUGCUUUGUGCCUCAGUUUCCUCCGCCGGGGCGUGGGGGCUCCUGCUCGCUGCCGCGUGUUUCUCAUUCCUCGCUCCGUGUCCCGCAGAGCCCCGGCCCCGCUCGGCGUGCUCCUUCCCUCCUUUUCCCAAAGCCCCACCGCCGCGCUCCGCUCCUCCUCUUAAAGGUUUUCCUAUCCCAGAGUAGCCGGGGCGUUAUUUUCUCCUUCCCAUCUCAAUUCCCAAGCGGCCACCGCUCCCCUGCAGCCUCCUCUCCCGGCCCCGUUCUCCUCAAUGAGCUCCCGGUCGUUGGCAGAGCCGAUGCACCCAGAGGCUGAGCGGCACCGGGUGGCACCGGGGAUGGUGGGGGCCGGAGAGCUCCGGGGAGCACGGAGCCAGCCGGCGCCGGGAGAGGAGCGCCUGCCUAUAAAUACACGGCACGGAGCGAGGAAGCGGUGGGUGGAUUAUCCUCCUCGCUCAAUGAGAUAAAUGGUUCUCGAGCUUAAACACAGAGCAAUUUUAGUCUGAAUAGUAGGAGAAAUGGUUCAGGACACGCAGAUGACGGCGUGAGCCGCCCGCAGCGCACGGUGGGGACCCGUGGCACCGGCGGUGGCUUUGCUGUGCCUUUGGCAUCGCCGUGGCUUCGUGUCACAACAGUGCUGCUCACCACAGUGCUGUGCUGCAUCCCCGCCAGCACCCACAGCACCCAGGACUCGGUCCCACCACCCUCAUCUCUGUGUAGAGCCGGAUGGAAGCUCAUCCUCACCCCUGUUUGCACAGAAACCGACGUCUUUUCAAAGCAUUUCCUUCUUAAUGAAAACUUCUGCCUGUCCUUUUUUAUUCCUUUUGCCUGGGUGUUGUUGGUGUCCCAGCCAUCGUCACUGUUGGGUGUUCCAUGGCAUGGCGCCACGUUCCCAUCCCAACCUCCUUUUGGGGGAACUGUGGCCAAACUGGGAGCGAUGCGAGCAGCACCCACAUCCCUGGGGACACCCCGUCCUUGGGGUCACCCAUCCUUGGGGACACUCUUGUUCCCAGGCACCCAUUUCCAAUGCCCCUUUCUGCUGCAGGUGUUUCUGCAGCACGAACCCUGAGGCACCCAGGCCCAGGGCAGCAGCCCGUGGCGUGGUGAGCUGCUGUGCAGCACACACUCUCCCAUCUCCCAUCCCACUGGCAGAUUGUCCUCUUUUUUUUUUCUUAAAGAACUUUGCUGGCUUGAAUGAUUGUCUUUCAUCACAGGUUAAUUAGCAGCCAUUGACAAGCAGGAUUGUAAAUUCAAGUGCAGACAAAGUUCUUCUUGCAGGAUGUUGCGAGCUGUUUUUAGCCCCGUAUCCAUUGCACUCCUGCAUUAACCCACCUCCACCUCCAGGAACCAGACACCGAAAUGCUGCUCCUCUUCCACGGGGCCAACAAAGCUCUGUGGAGAUGAGCCACUUUGGAGAUCGUAUGAGUCAAGCCGUUACAUUUUUGGAACAGCAUGAUGUUGAAGUUCCUUUUCUAUUUUUUGCCCAGCUUCCCAAGAAAGAAAGAAAGGAAAAAAUAAAGAACUGGGAUGAGAAGCAGCAGGGCCAGAGUGGAAAGAAACAAGGGUGGGGAUGGGGCUCAGCUUGGAUGGGAGAGCCGGUCACUGCGCAGGAGGCGUUUGUGCGUGAAGCCAUGAGCGCCGGAUCGAUAGAGCAGGAGCCGUCGCGCAAGCUGGCGUGCUGCGGGGUGCCGCUCAUCACCGAAGACAUGCAGUCCUUGGCCAUCCGCACCCUCUCGGGCACCGACAUCAACAAACACUACGACCUCAUCCGCGAGCUCGGCAAGGGCACCUACGGCAAGGUGGACCUGGUGUCCCACAAAAGCACAGGCACCAAGAUGGCCCUGAAGUUCGUCAACAAGAACAAAACGAAGCUGAAGAACUUCCUGCGGGAGUUCAGCAUCACCAACACGCUCUCCUCCAGCCCCUUCAUCAUCAAGGUCUUCGACGUGGUCUUCGAGACAGAGGACUGCUACGUCUUCGCUCAGGAGUACGCCCCAGGAGGGGACCUCUUUGACAUCAUCCCCCCGCAGGUGGGGCUCCCCGAGGACAUGGUGAAGCGUUGCGUGCAGCAGCUGGGCCUGGCGCUGGACUACAUGCACAGCAAGAGCCUGGUGCACCGGGACAUCAAACCAGAGAACGUGCUGCUCUUCGACCGCGACUGCCGCCGCGUCAAACUGGCCGACUUCGGCAUGACCCGCAAGGUGGGCUGUCGGGUGAAGCGCAUCAGCGGCACCAUCCCCUACACGGCGCCCGAGGUGUGCCAGGCCGGCCGCGCCGAGGGCUUCGCCGUGGACACCAGCAUCGACGUCUGGGCCUUCGGGGUGCUCAUCUUCUGCGUCCUCACCGGGAACUUCCCCUGGGAGGCGGCGGCCGCCUCCGACACCUUCUUUGAGGAGUUCGUGCGGUGGCAGAAGGGCCGCCUGGCGGGGCUGCCCUCGCAGUGGCGGCGCUUCACGGACAGCGCGCUGCGCAUGUUCCAACGCCUGCUGGCCCUCGACCCUGAGAAGCGCUGCCCCGUCAAGGAGGUCUUCUACUUCAUCAAGUACGACCUGAUGGCCGAGGUGCGCCGCCGGCCCUCCUACCGCUCCCGCAAACACGCCGGGGACAAGCUGCCCGCCGGGCCGCACCGCCACGAGCCUGGUGCCUCCUGUACGCCCGCCCCGCUCAAGAGGACCAUCCUGACCGACGGCCCCGGCACGCGGCUCAACGGCCCCGAGCCCAGCGCGGCCUCGUCCGGCCCGGCCAGCAGGACAGAUGGACGGCAGGACAAGGGCAAGGGGCAGAUGGUGCUGGCCACAGCGAUAGAGAUCUGUGUCUGAGGGCGCGGGGUGGUGCGUGGCCCCGCUCCCGGUGGCACCGUCCCAUCCCUUGGCUGCGGGUGGCUGCAGGGCCGGGGGCUGCGCCUCCAUACACAGAAACAAGAAGAGGACAGAACUGGUUGCGCUCAGUAGCACUGAAGAUGCCGGUGCCGCCAUCUGCCCAGCGGGCAGGAGCUGGGGGGCACCGGUGCUGCCGUCCCCAUCCCGGUGGCCUCGCUGCCCCUCCGGGACCCCCCCACGGUGCUGUGGGGGAAGGUCCUCCUUGACAAUGCGACGGGGCUGUGUGGGGACCCUGGGAAGGCCGAUGAGCCCACGCUUGGAGGAGGCCUUCGGGGUGGCCCCCGCCCCACGCCGGGCACCAGGAGGGGACGAGGGGACCGGGAUGGAGGGGACCCCCCCGGCCGCUCCCUGCCACGAUGUAGCAAGUGUCACUGCGUGCCGCCCCAUCCUCCCUGCCCGAAGCGAUGGCCGCAGCGAUGCUCUCUGACAGGGGGGGACAGCCAGCUGGGAGCCACGGGGUCACCCUGAGGACCCCCACGCCGCUGUCCCCUCCGGCCCCCAACUACCGCACAAAGGGCUAUCAUCACGCUCCCGAAGCAGCAGCAGUUUACACAGCAGUCGCCAGGCAGGUGGGGUCCCACCGCCCCUGCGCCCCCACCACCGGCGCCGCUGCCCCGUCCCCACGUCCCCACGCCCCUGUGUCCCCAUAUCCCCAUAUCCCCAUGUCCCCGUAUCCCUGUAUUCCUGUGUCCCCGUGUCCCUGUGUCCCCCCGCCCGCAGGGCCCAGGUCUGGUGGUAGAAGUAGCACUGCACAGAUGUAGAGAUGUUAGGUGCGGUUCGUCCUCCUUUUUGCCUUAGGUCCCUCCACGUCCCGAUCUUUCGUGCAAUAAUGUAGAUAAGGAGCCCCGGUGCCGAUGGCCGCGGUGCCGCUCGGUUUCGGGUUUUUAUUUCGGGUUCCCCCGGCCGCCGGGCGCCGGAUCUUCUUCCCGUAGGAGAGGCUGUAGUGUCACAGACGUUACCUCAGUUUGUCACUGUCAAAA